GAGAGACGGCGAACGCGGUAAACUAAAGCGCUCCCACUGCGCCUGGUGCGGUAAACCUGCGGACAUCUCACUGGGAUACAGAUAACAGCGAGCCCAUCCUGGCCGGGUCUGGCCACCCCUGCUACUGUACCAUCUCAAACAUGGACCUACAGGGUUACCGGCUUGUGCCAUGGCGCAUGUGGCUGUGCCGCAUCUUUGCUCUGCUCUCUGCUGGAUUGUUGCUGCUCGUCUUCUACUGGCGGCCCCGCUGGGCAGUUCUUGCCCGCUGCAGCUUGUGUCCCCUGGCCAUGUGUGAUACACUCCUCGUACGGAACUCCCAGGGUGAGUGCUUCGUUGUAGAAGUGCAAGUAGAGGAGUGGGAAGAGGACAGUGCGGAGCAUCCGGUCCCUGAGGGCGAGGAGUAUGACUGGAGGGACACCGUGCAGCUUCACAAAGAGCAGAAAGUGUUGCUGCGCUACUUUGUGUUUGAGGGGAUUCGUUACAUGUGGGUGACGAAGAAAGGUGCAUUCUGUCCUGUCAGUGUCCUCAGUGAGGACUGGACGUGUGUAGACCUUUAUCGCCAGCAAGGGGGACUCAGUCGCCAGGUACAGAGUGCCAGGAGGAAGGUGUAUGGACAGAAUCUCAUAGAUGUGCCAGUCAAGUCCUAUGCCAGGCUGCUGCUUGAGGAGGUGCUCAACCCCUUCUACAUAUUCCAGGUUUUCAGUAUUAUCCUAUGGAUGUCUGACAGAUACUACUAUUAUGCAGCCUGCAUCCUCUUCAUUUCCCUCAUCUCUAUCAGUAUUUCCCUCUAUGAGAUUCGCAAGCAAAGCACAACCCUGCGCAACAUGGCCCGCCUGGUUGUGACAGUGACGGUGCAAAGGGACACGGGUGAGGAGGAGAAUGUGAGCUCAGAGGAGCUGGUGCCUGGUGACUGCCUCCUUAUACCACCAGAGGGACUGAUGCUGCCCUGCGAUGCUGCCCUGCUGGUCGGGGAGUGCAUGGUCAAUGAGAGCAUGCUGACUGGUGAGAGCAUACCUGUUAUGAAGACCCCUCUGCCGGUCGGAGAAGACACCUAUAGUCCUGACUUUCAUCGCAGACACACCCUGUUCUGUGGCACACAAGUGAUCCAGGCCAAGGGGAGGCGCCAGGGAAGCAGAGGGGGUCUUGCUGUUGUCACACGCACAGGUUUUUUUACGGCUAAGGGUAGCCUGAUCAACUCCAUCCUUUACCCUCAGCCAAUCAGUUUCCGUUUCUACCAGGAUGCACUGAAGUUCCUUCUUAUCCUGGGAAUUCUGGCCUUGGCGGGUACUAUCUACAGCAUCGUGGUCCUGAGCAUGAGCAAGACAACGUGGGUUGAGCUGCUGGUGCGUGCAUUGGACAUCGUUACCAUCGUGGUGCCCCCUGCACUGCCAGCCGCCAUGACAACAGGCACCAUCUAUGCUCAGAGCCGCCUCAAGAAGAGUGGCGUAUUCUGCAUCAGCCCGCCUCGCAUCAAUGUCUGUGGCAAGGUCUCAGUCUUCUGCUUCGACAAGACGGGCACACUCACCGAGGAGGGUCUAGAUGUGUGGGGUAUCAUGGAAGGCAGCGGGUCAGGUUUUGCUGAGCUCGUACCAGACCCUCGCCUGUUGCCCCCAGGACCCCUGCUCUCCGCCUUGGCGUCGUGUCACUCAGUGGCACUACUGGAGGGACAGCUGUUGGGAGACCCCCUAGAGCUCAAGAUGAUUGAAUCCACAGGCUGGGAGCUGGAAGAGCCUGCAGAAAGUGAGGAGCAAGUGGAGAUGGUGAUGGAGUUUGGGAAUGUUCGAGUCUUGGCAGUGAUGAGACCCCCUGCAUCUGAACUCCAGCCUGCUGGCAUUUCCAUCAGCGAGCCAGUGGCUAUAGUGCAGCGUUUCCCCUUCUCCUCCAGUCUGCAGAGGAUGAGUGUGGUGACUGUGGGUCUGGGGGGCAGCAAUGCUCUCGUGUUCCUCAAGGGUGCCCCAGAGAUGGUGGCAAGCCUUUGCGUGAAGGACAGUGUACCUGCACAGUUUUCAGACACACUGCGACAUUUUGCAAGCGAAGGGUUCAGGGUGCUGGCACUGGCCUACAAACCCCUCAACGAGUCGUGUGUGAAGACCAUUGAGAGGGGGACAGUGGAGAGCUCGCUGCGGUUCCUGGGUCUCUUGGUGAUGAAGAACCAGGUUAAGCCUGAAAGCGCGGGUGUCAUCGGCACUCUGAAGCAGGCACACCUACGCACGGUCAUGGUCACUGGUGACAACAUCCUGACCGCUGUGAAUGUGGCACGGACUUGUGGGAUGAUGCAGUCAGAGGAAAGAGUCAUUUAUGUGCAUGCAACGCCACCUGGGAAUCAUUCUCAGCCGACUCUACGAUUCCACCUAGGAGAAAGCUCACGGGCGGCUGAACAAGACGGUCUUACACAGGGUCUCUAUCAGACUGGUGUUCAGUAUCAUUUGGCCAUCAAUGGGAAGUCCUUCUCUGUCCUAUGCGAGUAUUUCCCUGAAUACCUUCCCAAGGUACUCAUGAGGGGCACAGUGUAUGCACGCAUGGCUCCGGAGCAGAAGACCCAGCUGGUCAAAGAGCUUCAGAAACUCAACUAUCGUGUGGGCAUGUGUGGUGAUGGGGCCAAUGACUGUGGAGCCCUGAGGGCAGCUGAUGUGGGCGUGUCCUUGUCUGAAGCCGAGGCGUCUGUCGCAUCCCCCUUCACCUCCAAGACAAACAACAUUAGCUGUGUUCCACUGCUCAUCCGGGAAGGAAGGUGUGCUCUGGUAACUUCAUUCAGUCUCUUCAAAUACAUGGCCCUGUACAGCCUCAUUCAGUUCUGCUCUGUGCUCAUCCUUUACACAGUGAAGACCAACCUUAGUGACCUGCAGUUCCUGUUCUUCGAUCUGGUGCUGGUGACAUCAUUAGCCAUUGUUAUGGGGAGGGGUGGGCCUAGUUCAGAGCUUCACCCACAGCGUCCACCAGCCAGCCUCCUGAGCCUGCAGGUCUUUGCUAGCUUGUUGCUUCACUGCCUGUUACUGGUGCUCAUCCAGGUGUUUGCCCUGCUCAUCACUAGGACCCAGAACUGGUACAUUCCCCUCAACACCACUGUGUCUGGGGCAGGUAACCUGCCCAAUCUAGAGGACACAAGUAUAUUUGCUGUAUCUGGGUUCCAAUACAUAAUCAUGGCGGUGGUAGUGACUAAGGGGUAUCCAUACAGGAAACCCCUCUAUACUAAUGUGCUGUUUGUGGUAGUCCUCCUGGCCUUGUUUGGGGUCAUGAGCUGGCUGGUGCUGUACCCAGGGCUCAUCAUGAAGCAGCUGCUGCAGCUCCAUGAUAUCGAGGACAUGGACUACAAGCUGCUGCUGGUGGCCCUGGCUGCGCUCAACUUCUUCAUCUGUUACCUGUUGGAGGUUUUGAUUGAUAGAGGUAUACUUAAUUUCCUAAGAGCUGUUCAGCGGAAGAAGCACUCUAAAAAGCAGUACAAGCGUCUGGAUGUUGUCCUGAAAGGAACGCCUUCCUGGCCCCCCAUUGAUCAACCUUUGCCCCCCUCACAGUGCUCUAUAAUUGGCUUAAGCUAGCAUUGGGUGACAGUGCUGAUCCUACGUCAAGAUCCAGUCAUCAGUGUUCUGGACUUCUGCUGUUGCUGUGAAAAACUCACACUGGAGUUAACAUUUGACAGCUGAUCCACUUUUUUUUUUUUUUUUUUUUUUUGAACACCUAUCAUUUAUUUUAAAACAUUUUAAUAUAUAUACAGCUACAGUAUAUAUACAAACCACAUAAGUUCAUAUGUUUGUGUCUAGAACUAAGGAAUAUAAUCAA
This is a messenger RNA of Scleropages formosus (Asian bonytongue), 3777 nucleotides long. It is a transcript of the gene atp13a2, whose product is annotated as ATPase cation transporting 13A2. Bases 141 to 3536 code for a protein of 1131 amino acids. Gene Ontology annotation, biological process: regulation of mitochondrion organization; polyamine transmembrane transport; regulation of autophagosome size. The transcript is spliced from 29 exons. The record is from RefSeq and is a predicted model, not a curated record. Lineage: Eukaryota; Metazoa; Chordata; Actinopteri; Osteoglossiformes; Osteoglossidae. Gene Ontology annotation, molecular function: P-type ion transporter activity; ATPase-coupled monoatomic cation transmembrane transporter activity; ATP hydrolysis activity. Gene Ontology annotation, cellular component: late endosome membrane.